Equus caballus (horse) is the source of this 1296-nucleotide messenger RNA. The record is from RefSeq and is a predicted model, not a curated record. Lineage: Eukaryota; Metazoa; Chordata; Mammalia; Perissodactyla; Equidae.
AGGCCACUGAAGCGGAGUGUGCGCACUUAACCGCUGCACCACUGGGCCGGCCCCCGCCUCUGAAGUGUUUUAAUCAGAGAAGAUAAAUGAUCAUUUUUGUAUGUUGGGCCCUUCUAGAUGCUGAGUGGUUGAUGAGGCGAAGGUGAAAUUGGGCUAUUUGCUGCAACUUCUUUUCCUGGUAGCCCAGCGAGAAAUUUACAUUUUGACUUUUUAUUGCCAUGGCUUUGGUUCACAAGUUGCUGAAUGGCACUUGUAUUCUCAGAAAAUGCCCAAAGCCAAGUGUUGCCUCGUAUCCAUUUUUGGGUACUCGCUUUGCAGACUAUUGUUCCAGUAGUCUUCAGAAACCAGCACCUGUUCCUGGCAAAGCUUCCUCUCAGAGGAAGACUGAAGGGGAUUUGCAAGGACAUCACCAAAGAGAUGUUGCUUUGGAUAUAACCUGUCCUGAGGAGAAGCCUGAAGUUAGUUUUGAUAAAGCAAUUAAAGAUGAAUUAAAGAACCAUUUUUGGCGUUUGAAGGAUGAUAUUGUGAAUCGCUGGAUAGGCCCUGAAGGCCGCCCUCUGCAUGAGGUCUUGCUGGAACAAGCGAGGGUUGUCUGGAAGUUCCGUGGAAAAGAAGAUUUGGAUAAGUGGAUAGUGACUUCUGAUAAGACAAUUGGAGGCAGAAGUGAAGCGUUCCUGAAAAUGGGCAAGAAUAACCAAAGUGCACUGCUGUAUGGCACUCUGAGCUCUGACACGCCUCAGGAUGGGGAGAGCAGCCGCAGUGGGUACUGUGCAAUGAUAUCCAGGAUUCCAAGGGGCCCUUUUGAGAGAAAGAGGUCUUAUGAUUGGUCCCAGUUUAACACACUUUAUCUCCGUGUCCGUGGAGAUGGUCGGCCUUGGAUGGUGAAUAUCAGGGAGGACACGGAUAUAAUCCAGAGGAAGAAUCAGAUGUACAGUUACUUCAUGUUCACCCGGGGGGGGCCCUACUGGCAGGAUGUCAAGAUUCCUUUCUCCAAAUUUUUCUUCUCUAAUCAAGGAAGAAUCCGGGAUGCCCAGUACCAGCUUCUGCUUGACAAGAUCUCUUCUAUCGGAUUCACCCUGGCUGAUAAAGUGGAUGGUCCUUUCUUCCUGGAAAUAGAUUUUAUUGGAGUGUUUACUGAUCCAGCCCACACAGAAGAAUUUGCCUAUGAAAAUUCUCCAGAGCUUAACCCAAGACUUUUUAAAUAGAGAUUAUGUGGUAGUUUUGUGUUAUUAAACUAAGAGUUGUAGGAUCCACGAUAACACAGACAAAAUAAAGUAUUUCUUUGAUGGCAACCAA